GCAGACUGGAACUGAGCUCUGGAAAAACAAAGUGGAGCUUGGAGCAUGUGGCCUGAGGAUUGCCUUACAAAGCCAGGGGUGGUAGCUAAGAAGUGAGCAGGAUGCCCCCAGGCAUUUACUGCCCUAUGGAAUUCUGGUCCAAGGGGGAAAACCAAAACAUCCAGGUGGACUUUCUGCUGCCCACAGGCAUAUACUUAAACCUCUCUGUGUCCUGCAAUGCCAGCUUGGGCACCAUCAAGCAGGUGGUGUGGAAGCAUGCUCAGUAUGAGCCGCUGUACCAUAUGCUCAGCGAUCCCGAGGCCUAUGUCUUCACGUGCAUCAACCAGACAGCAGAACAGCAAGAGUUGGAGGACGAGCAACGGCGGCUUUGUGACAUCCAGCCCUUCCUACCAGUACUGCGGCUCGUGGCUCGAGAAGGCGACAGAGUCAAGAAGGUUAUUAACUCCCAGAUCAGCCUGCUCAUUGGGAAAGGUUUGCAUGAGUUCGACUCUGUGCAGGAUCCAGAGGUGAAUGAUUUCCGCACCAAAAUGUGCCAGUUCUGUGAGGAGAGAGCAGCAAAGCGGCAGCAGCUCAGCUGGGCAGCUUGGAUGGAGUACAACUUUCCCUUGCAGCUGGAGCCCAUGGCCAAAGGCCUUGGGACUGGCCCUCUACAUACCCCCACCAAGAACAUUUUUGUCAACGUCAAGUUUCAGUCUGGCGGGGAGAGCUUCACUUUCCAGAUCUCCCCAAAGGAGUUCCCCAUCACAUUGAUGAGCUAUGCUAUCAAGAAGCAGGCUACUGUCUUCCGCCAUGAGACAGUGGAGAACCCGGAGGACUACACCCUGCAGGUGAAUGGGAAAUGUGAAUACCUCUAUGGGAACUACCCCCUGUACCAGUUCCAGUAUAUUCGCAGCUGCCUGCACCGAGGCCUAACGCCCCACCUCACCAUGGUACACUCCUCCACUAUCAUUGCUAUGAGAGAUGAGCAAACCAACUGUAUUGCCAGCCCCCCAAAGAUGGCUGCCAAGCCUCCCCCGCUCCCUAAGAAAAAGCCAAACUAUGGUUCUCUCUGGUCCUUAGAGCAGUCUUUCUACAUUGAGCUGGUGCAAGGCAGCAAGGUCAACGCAGAUGAGAGAAUGAAGCUGGUGGUGCAGGCAGGUCUCUUUCAUGGCAAUGAGAUGCUGUGCAAGACAGUGUCAAGCUCUGAAGUGAAUGUAUGCUCAGAGCCAGUGUGGAAGCAGAGGCUGGAUUUUGAUAUUAACAUCUGUGAUCUUCCCCGUAUGGCACGGCUUUGCUUUGCCCUCUAUGCUGUCAUCGAGAAGGCGAAGAAGGCACGUUCCACCAAGAAGAAGUCCAAGAAAGCUGACUGCCCAAUUGCCUGGGUGAAUGUCAUGCUCUUUGACUAUAAGGACCAGCUGAAAACAGGGGAGUGCUGCUUGCACAUGUGGUCCUCCUUUCCAGAUGAGAAAGGGGAACUUCUAAACCCCAUGGGCACGGUACAAUGCAACCCCAACACAGAAAGUGCAGCAGCCUUGGUCAUCUGCUUCCCCAGCGUUGCAUCGCAUCCUGUGUAUUACCCGUCAUUUGAGCAGCUGCUGGAGUUGGGGAGGAAUGGAGAACAACCCCGCGCUGCACCAGAAGAUCCUGAGGAGAAGCUGCAACUGAAGGAGAUACUGGAGCGGAGGAGCCACACUGAACUAUAUGAGCAUGAGAAAGACCUGGUGUGGAAGAUGAGAUACGAUAUCCGUGACCAGUACCCGCAAGCUUUGGCAAAGCUGCUUAUCAUCACCAAAUGGAACAAGCAUGAAGACGUUGCCCAGAUGAUUUCCCUGCUUCAGACCUGGCCAGAAUUGCCUGUCCUGAAUGCCUUGGAGCUGCUGGAUUUUAGCUUUCCUGACCGUUAUGUUGGUUCCUUUGCUAUCAACUCAUUAAAGAAGCUGACAGAUCAUGAAUUGUUCCAAUACCUGCUACAGCUUGUCCAGGUGCUUAAGUAUGAAUCCUACUUAGACUGUGAAUUAACCAAGUUCCUGCUGGACAGGGCGUUAUCCAAUCGCAAGAUCGGCCACUUCCUCUUCUGGCAUCUGAGGUCAGAAAUGCAUGUUCCUGCAGUUGCCUUGAGGUUUGGCCUGAUCCUGGAAGCAUACUGCAGAGGCAGCACCCACCAUAUGAAAGUUUUGAUGAAACAGGGAGAAGCACUCAAUAAGAUGAAAGCUCUGAAUGACUUUGUUAAAGUGAGUUCUCAGAAGGCCACCAAGCCUCAAACCAAGGAGAUGAUGCAUGUGUGCAUGAAGCAGGAAACUUAUCUUGAAGCACUUUCCCACCUCCAGUCCCCCCUGAACCCCAACAUUAUCCUCGCUGAAGUUUGUGUGGAUCAAUGCACCUUUAUGGACUCCAAAAUGAAACCUUUAUGGAUUGUGUUUAAUAAUGAAGAGAGAGGUGGAGGUGGAGUGGGUAUUAUUUUUAAAAAUGGAGAUGAUCUUCGUCAGGACAUGCUGACUCUGCAGAUGAUCCAGUUGAUGGACAUCCUGUGGAAGCAGGAGGGCCUGGACCUGAGGAUGACCCCUUAUGGCUGCCUCUCCACAGGAGACAAGACUGGACUGAUAGAAGUAGUCAUGCAUUCAGACACCAUUGCCAACAUCCAGCUGAACAAGAGCAACAUGGUGGCCACUGCAGCCUUCAACAAGGAUGCACUGCUGAACUGGCUAAAAUCCAAGAACCCGGGUGACGCGUUAGAACAAGCUAUAGAGGAGUUCACUCUUUCUUGUGCUGGGUACUGCGUGGCAACAUACGUGCUGGGGAUAGGUGACCGGCACAGUGAUAACAUCAUGAUCCGGGAAACUGGACAGCUGUUCCAUAUUGAUUUUGGUCACUUUUUGGGGAACUUCAAGACUAAAUUUGGUAUUAAUAGAGAACGAGUUCCUUUCAUCUUAACCUACGACUUUGUGCAUGUCAUCCAGCAAGGAAAAACUAACAACAAUGAGAAGUUUGAAAGGUUCAGGGGUUACUGUGAAAAAGCCUAUAUGAUCCUGAGGCGCCAUGGUCUUCUCUUCCUGCACUUGUUUGCACUGAUGAAAGCUGCUGGCCUGCCAGAACUCAGCUGCUCUAAAGACAUUCAGUAUCUAAAGGAUUCCCUAGCUCUUGGGAAAACAGAUGAGGAGGCACUGAAGCACUUCAGACUGAAGUUUAAUGAAGCCCUGCGAGAGAGCUGGAAAACCAAAGUGAACUGGCUGGCGCACAACGUAUCCAAAGAUAACAGACAGUAGAGCAACAUCAGCCUGCACACUUGCUCCAAGAGAAUGUAAUACCCGCACUGAGUCCAGCGGUUGUAGACAGGUUUUUAAAGACUGAUGACUGUUGCCGUGUUGAAGACCCUGCACCUGCAUUCCGAGGUCAGACAUUUCUGCAUGACUGAAAAAUUGUUGGACUGUCAUCAGCCGCAUAAUCAUGUCUGCUGUAGAUCUUUGGGGGACAAGGGAGAGACGUGAGGCAAUAAAAUUACUGCAUACAGUGAAAGGUAGGUAGAUGUACUGUAUCCUUAAGAACUUCUUAAGCUUCAAAUACAUCUUCUAAUGGAAGAGUUCAGGCAGUUGUAACAUCCUUCCAGCGUGUUAAUGUGUCUAUUUCUAUUUUCUUGAAAAUUUAGCUGAACACUGAGAACCUACUAUCCCUGUAGCUCUUAUACUAUAGCCCAUCUUCUAGGUCCCCACCAUUACAGCUCAGAGAUGGUAACUUCACCACGUGAUUGCUCCUCCUACCCUGUUUCAGUGUACACCAAGGUAGGUCAGCUUAAAUCACCACUGAAGCUGACGUGGACAAAUUGUUUUACUCUGCAUUGUGACAGGGUAAAAAUAUCCAUGCUGUCAUGUUACUUUCUCUCUGCUACAGACGCCAAAGUGUUCGGAAACUGAACUGGAACCCAGCUAUUGCUGUCAAAAAAACUGGUGCCACAAGAACAGGCUUGGAUUGGCCAAUGGGUUAGGUAUUUUUGUUUGCUUUCCUAAGUCAGACUUUAGUUGCGCCUCAAGCAAUUCCAGGAUUUCUGCGUUUAUUCUGGUUUUAAGCCUGAAAACAGCAAGAACUGCAUUUUCAAAAUUGGCAUGUAACAGUGGUUGCUACGUGUGCCUCCUGCUGGGGUGCAUUAGAGCUCGUUUGCCACCUGGUUUCCCUGUAACACGCGCAGGCAGGGCACUGGCCUACACCUCCGCAAUCACUGGGAUGCAGCACUCUCGUUCCAGUGUCAGCUGGGACAGAAGGCACAGAAUGGUGCCAAAGUUAUUUGGCCAGUCUGCCUUCCUGUGCAAGGAUAGAGGAGUGCCAGAUGAGCGGGUUUAACACUGAAACACUUACGUGGAGUAAGUUGCAUCUCAACUCUCAUCUUCUUCCAAAUGUAUUCCCUGUUCCUUUCCACACUCUUCCUCCUCUCAACCGUGGUACGCGACUCCUUGUCUGUUGUUAGAGCUGGUGUGCAAAGACUGUGUGUCUGUAUGGGGGUUCAGCCAAAGAGUAAGCUGCAGUCAUCUGUGCCGGUACCUGAAUCAGGACAAACUGUCUACUCCAGCCUCCUCCUGUUCUCACCGCUGCCUCCGUCUCCUUCCCAAGCAGAAUCUGUCCCAUCUCCCACAAGGUGCUGUAAUCAAUCACGUACUUCUACUCGUGUCAUAUUUUUGUCUCCAGCUAGUGUCCUCACCUGGUGAGCGGUUCUGAGCACUGGUGUUGCACAGGGACCGAUGAACAGGAGCCGCUGCUACCGCUCAGUGCCUCACACGAGCAUAGCGCGGUGCAUCAAGCAGGCUGCAGCCUAUGGGCUCAUGCUGGAAGAUAGGUGGAGUAGCGUGGUUAGUACCUGCGUCCUUUAGCGGUUCCCUGGGGUGAUCCCGUUCAUUUCCCUGUGUUCUCCACACCAUCAGGUUCCUAUGGAGGUGCUAUCAUUGCUGCCUUUUAAAGACUAGCAUAGUCUAAUUUUCAAGACACCCCUGAAGCUAACUCCUGUAUUUAAUUUGUAUGCCUUUAACUAGGUUGAGCGAUUUUCUUUUACUCACAGAACUGGUUUUUAAACCCUUACUUACUCUUAUGUAGGUGAAAAAAAUACAGGCAUUUCAGAUCCUGUUUCUCAGGUGACGAGAGAUGCAUAUAUUGCCAAAUGAUGGACUACUCUCUCAUGUAAAUUUAGCUUCCAUGUCUGGUUUAAAAUCCCCACAAAACCAGCAAGUUUAGGACAGUGACUGAACUGGCCUGUUUAUUCCUAAUAAAUCUUCCCUGUCAUGGGAUAAAUUUGAUUUGAUAGUGUUUUUGCAUCCAGCACAUAGGUACAACUCAUCCCUGACUUUUGGCUCUUUUUAAUACUUUAAAAUCAGGUACCUCUGUACUUUAAAAUUA
Molecule: messenger RNA, 5355 nt
Organism: Aptenodytes forsteri (emperor penguin)
Lineage: Eukaryota; Metazoa; Chordata; Aves; Sphenisciformes; Spheniscidae
Gene: PIK3CD
Product: phosphatidylinositol-4,5-bisphosphate 3-kinase catalytic subunit delta
Exons: 23
Coding region: 102-3242 (1046 amino acids)
Biological process (GO): phosphatidylinositol-mediated signaling; cell migration; phosphatidylinositol-3-phosphate biosynthetic process
Cellular component (GO): cytoplasm; phosphatidylinositol 3-kinase complex; plasma membrane
Molecular function (GO): 1-phosphatidylinositol-3-kinase activity; 1-phosphatidylinositol-4-phosphate 3-kinase activity
Source: RefSeq, a predicted model, not a curated record